UUUCGAAUUCAGUUCCAGAUGAACUGUCAACUCUAACCGUGACAACAGAAAGUCCAUCUUCCAGUUCACCUACUGGUCCGUCUCACAAUCAAGUACCUAUUAUUACCAUCAGCAUUAUCGUCGUCAUUGUUGUCGCAGUGGCAUUGGUCUGCGUGGUGUAUCGACGUCGUAGAGCUCACAGGAUACAGACGAAAGUUCAUCAGGCCUUGCAGAUGAAACAUUUGAAACACUCGGACAUUUCGGAAGCAACUGCAAAACCAACCAAGAAGGUAGAUGGACCAACCAAGAACUCCCGCCUUACACAUAAGCAGGAUACAGACGCAUGCAUUGACAACAGAUCCUGGCAGGCUAACCAAAGUAGUGUCAAAGACAAAAUAUGUGAAAAUUUCGCUGCACACUCUUACAUGGACAAGAUAAUUUCCUCUAGUAAGAGAGAAGGUCUGCCUGACAAUGGUUACGAAGUUGAUGAGAAACCAUCGAGCUCAGCUGCCGCCGACGGACGCUUGCAUGUGUACGAGUAUUGCUACAUCCAAAGUAACACCGUAACUCCCAGCUCGGGUUGCCGAGAGGGCGCUCGACAAGGAGUCUAUGAAGCAGUAGGUGACCUACGGUUUUAAUGCACAUAUUCAUCUGAACCAAAGCUCUGGAACGACUAACAACGGGGGACAUGUUGUAUUACGUGAAUAUGUAAAAAAAUAAAAUACAUAUCAAGCUCCAGUCGCAGAAAAGUGUUAGUGUGUGGACGUGUGUGUGCGCGAGUGAGAGGUGAUGUGGAACCAUUCCCAGUCUUACGCAUAUUUUUUUUUCCUUCGGGUCACAAGAACACAUUUGUAAACGAUAUAGCGAAGCAAACUAGUAAGCCAUGAAUGUAUUUUUGUAACAUCUUUUUAGGUUGACGAAGAAGGAUCUGAUGCACUCUUCAACAAUAUUUUUCAAAAAAAAAAUAGCAAGAACCCCCCCCCCCCCGUCUCAUGCUCCGAAAUAUACAGAAAUUAAAGUUCUAUGUCCUACUUUAUAAGUCGCGAUCAUGCUCAAUAAACAUAAUUAUGAAUAAUUAA
Lytechinus variegatus (green sea urchin) is the source of this 1058-nucleotide messenger RNA. RefSeq lists its product as uncharacterized. NCBI's taxonomy places the organism in Eukaryota, Metazoa, Echinodermata, Echinoidea, Temnopleuroida, Toxopneustidae. The coding region runs from base 213 to 617 and encodes 134 amino acids. The record is from RefSeq and is a predicted model, not a curated record. The transcript is spliced from 3 exons.